Molecule: messenger RNA, 396 nt
Organism: [Torrubiella] hemipterigena
Lineage: Eukaryota; Fungi; Ascomycota; Sordariomycetes; Hypocreales; Clavicipitaceae
Source: the annotation of a GenBank genome assembly
AUGUCGCAAUCCAUUCCUGUCGCGACCGAUCCUUUCCAAAACCUCUUUCUGGGAAUGGACUUUGAACAAAUAACAAACUACAUUGCUGUAAAUAUCACAGCAACCGAUUCUAACUCUAACAGCAUCAUUGCCUCAUGUCCAACUGCUCUCAAUAACUACGAUAUUAUUGACUCGUCCUACUUCGAUGAUCCCAGUGAAACAUCGAUGUUAUCUGAGGCAAAUCACGAACCCAUAGACAACUUUUCCUUUGCAGUAGCUCCUGCGCUCCUAUCUCCGCCACUAGAAGCAACAAAAGCUACAGAAUAUCCUGAAAAUAAGACGCCGAAGAGACCUGGCCGUUACAAAAACGCAAGUCCGGCUGUCAAAAAGGUGAGUGCUCGAUUAUGGAAUGCAUAG